ACGCAACAGAUAUGGAUACGACAGUCUUGACAACAUUUUGAUAUAUGAUGGCACACGCACAUUCCAACAACUCAUGUGCAGUAUUGUGAGCGAGUCUGGAAGAUUCGUUUGAGAUUAGAACGCUCGAGAGGCAGUGUCUUCAGCAGACUUGCUCACGCCGCACCCCAACUAUGGGUAUCGAAUCCAAGGACAGCGGCAGUCUCUCGACCAAAGAGAUCAACGAAGAUGGAAUUCCGCCAUCACUCACCGAGGACAAUGGCAGGCCUCCAGUCCGAUUCUACCGCCGCACCCUCUUCCAGAUCCUCGUCGUUGGCAUGUGCGCUUUCACCGCACCAGGAAUCUGGUCUGCCAUGAAUGGGCUCGGCGUUGGAGGGUCCGCGUCUCCCGACCUUGUGAAUGCUGCGAAUGCGAUCCUCUACGCCUUCAUGACCAUCACCUGCUUUUUGGGACCUUGGCUCACCAAUCUCAUCGGAUUCAAAUGGACUCUGGCGGUGGGAACGCUGGGCUAUCCUCUCUACGCCGCCGGGCUGUACACCAACAACCGAUAUGGAAACAUUUGGUUCGUUUACGUCGGAGCGGUGGCCUGCGGGAUCAGUGCCGGCUUCUUCUGGAGCGUGGAGGGCGCCAUCGCCACCGGGUAUCCCGAGCAGCAUAAACGCGGGCGGUACAUUGCCACUUGGUUCACGUUCCGCAACAUGGGCAAUCUCAUCGGCGGCUCGAUCUCGUUGGCGAUCAACGUGGACAAUGCGGAGAAGGGCCAGGUCGGGUAUGGGACGUAUUUGGCCUUCAUCGCCAUUCAAUGCCUCGGAUUCUUCUUCGGGCUGCUGUUGUCGAAUCCCGAGAAGGUGGUGCGCGAUGACGGAACAAAGAUCGAGGCACCUAGGGGGAUUAAUGCCAAAACGGAGUUGAAGGCGAUUUGGAAGCUGCUGACGAGCAAGAGUAUCUUGCUGUUGGCGCCGUUGUUCUGGUACUUUGGCUGGAUCCAGGCGUAUCCCGGGACAUACCUGGCCACGUACUUUACCGUGCGCUCGCGCGCUCUGGGCAGCUUCAUGUACGCGAUCAUGGGCACGCUGGCGACAUGGCUCGGCGGCACUCUUGUGGAUGUUCGCUGGGCUAAGAGUCGGAAGGUGCGUGCUAUAACGACCUACAGCGUCAUCGUCGCUCUCAAUUCGGCCACAUGGAUAUGGGCGGUGAUCAUCCAGAACCGCUAUCGCUUCACCAAGCCGACGUUGGACUGGGCGGAUCAAAGCACCUUCGGCGCGGGCUUCGGGCUCUACAUGUUCGAACGGCUGUCGCUCGGGAUUGUUGAGAAUUACAUCUAUUGGUGCAUCGGGAACCUGUCGGACUCGCCGGGUGACCAGAUCCGGUACAGCUCUUUGCUGAGGGGGAUUGAGACGGCGAGUGUUGCAGUCAGCUUUGGCGUGCAGGCGGUCCCGACUGCGCUGAUCAUUACGGCGUCGAUCAACUUUGCGUUCUGGUUCAUCGCGCUGCCGUUCAGUUACUAUGCCACUCUGCGCGUGGUGCGGAAGUUUGACGAGAUAGAAAGAAACGCGAAAUAGGAGGGGUAUGAGUAUGAAAUAGGGAUAGAAUAGAUGCAACGUACAU
Messenger RNA from Neohortaea acidophila, 1605 nucleotides. RefSeq names its product DUF895 domain membrane protein. NCBI's taxonomy places the organism in Eukaryota, Fungi, Ascomycota, Dothideomycetes, Mycosphaerellales, Teratosphaeriaceae. Bases 171 to 1559 code for a protein of 462 amino acids. The record is from RefSeq and is a predicted model, not a curated record. The transcript has a single exon.